AUGGGCUUGGUGUGUGGAGUAUCGCUAGAUCAAGAGGCUCUCGUUCACCACCUACAAGAUGAGUAUGAUGAUGGUGAUGAGGAUCUACGAGAAUUUCGUCGUAAAGCGGUUGCAGGGGAACCAACCUUCACUGAUAGCUUGGAGGUGGUUGAAGACCCUGUCGAAGGGAGAUACAUGGUAUCGCUACCAUGGAAGGGCCAAGAGAGGCCGAAACGUAACUUUGGCCAGGCCUGUGCUAGAGCGAAGGCAUUAGAGCGAACUCUUACCGAUGAUCAGAAUAUCAAGGUGCAGGAGGAGCUCGACAACAUGCUCCAAAAAGGGUGGAUCAAGGCUAUUGAUCCACAAAAGGUUCGACACUUUGCUCCUCUACGACCAGUCUUCCGAGAUACAUCGACGACAACUUCGACUAGGGUCACGGUGGAUGGAAGGGAGAUAAAUCAAUACUUGAGAGUUGGGAGUGUUGAUGGUCAGCUCCUAAUCAGUGAGAUCCUGAUGGCGUGGCGCGCACAGCCACAUGUGAUCAACCUUGAUCUCACCCGUGCGUUCAAUGCGGUAAAACUUCACCCAUCAGCGGGUGAAUGGCUCGCCUUCGUCGCAUAUGGGGCGACAUAUACAUGGUCUAGACUUCCGUUCGGUCUAUGCUGCUCUCCAGCGGGUCUGUUUCAAUGCAUACAUAUUGCUCUGGAUGGCCUUCUGAAAGAAGAUAGAAGAAAUAUAUCGAUUUAUGUUGAUGAUAUAUCGAUAAGAGGAAGCACGAUUCUGACUACUAAGAGGAGGGAGAAGGAAGUCAUCCAACGGCUGAAAUCAAAGGGGUUCGACUUCCAACAGCAGAAGAGAGUCAGCUCCAUCACUGAUCAAGAUCAAGUUAAAAAUCUUGGGUACAUCUGGGAUGUUGGUGCCGACACUGUCAUACAACGACUUCCUAAUAUGGACGUGAACCAACGUUCAAUCACUAAACGACAAGCAGUUGGGUAUUACUGUCGAUGGUAUGAUGCUCUCGGUAUAUUCUCGAAUGUCAGCAUAGCAGCACGGCUAAAUGCUUCGAAGAUCUUCCAGGAGGUCAAAUGCUGGGAGGAUAACAUCAGCGAGCAGCAUGCGGUGGAUCUACAGAAAUGGUAUCAGCAAGUACAGUCACAGCAAUGGUGUAUUCCUCGUUGCGUAUCAACGAAGAAGUUGAUGGUUUUUGCCGACGCCAGUAUCUCGGCAUGGGCGAGCGAAAUCUUUGGUGAACCAUAUGGGUCUACUGAUAAGCAGGCUUCGUUGGUAAAAUAUCUGGGGUCAGCAGGUGUUUUUUCGGCAGCAUCGACUAGGUGGAGCGUCCCGAAAAAAGAACUGUACGCGUUGUUCAAGGCGGUGCAGUUAGUCGAGAAGGUCCGAUCGGCCAACAAGAAGGUGGACCUUGGGUUGCCUACAGCAGAGGAAAACACUGAGGAGUGGCCUGGGUUUGUCUUUUUCGUGGACUCGGCUAUAACGGUGUGGCGGCUCCGUCGGUCGAAGAGUACUGCAAUACGUAAACGUCUCAGUAAAACAGAGACGAGUUGGUUGGACUACAUAGUGGAGGUUUGCGUCAGACUAAAUGCCGAGGUUAUUCACAUCGCUUCAGAGCAAAAUCUAGCAGAUGGAGCGUCACGUGGUCGUCUCGAAGGAUCGGUGUCGAUAACUAUGGAGCAGGUGCAGAUUUGGCGAAGCGGCGGCACGUUGGUCUCGUAUAAACCCGCGACGACGGUAGAAGGAGACAAGACGACCUUCGAUUAUGAUGAAUUGCUCGGUCUCGCAUGCAGCAUAGAUGAGCUCACCACUGGUGACGAGGAGGUCGAAUUACUCAGACCAGAUCAUCCAUUUGGUGGAGCUUUGGCAUUUAGGCAGGAGGUGGAAGACCAUCAGAGGCGAUCUGUCUAUAUAACAGCUUUGAGGUGUCUACUAGAAAAGAAGCCUUUGCCGUCUGGUUGCCCUAUUCCUUCGGAAGUGUUGAAGAGACAGCUACCACUGUAUGAGGUGAGAGAUGGUAUCGUGUUGCGAACGGUACGGAAUUCUACCGAAGGCGACAUCAUCAAACAAGCAUUGCUGGACCCAUCAAGUGGUAGCAUACUCAUUAACAAAAUUAUCGACAAUGUACAUCUUCGCAGUGGUCAUCUGGGCCGUGAUAAGCUGUCGCAGGUCGGUGGCUUCUCGUAUUUCGACAUGCAGUGA
Molecule: messenger RNA, 2190 nt
Organism: Perkinsus marinus ATCC 50983
Lineage: Eukaryota; Perkinsozoa; Perkinsida; Perkinsidae
Exons: 2
Coding region: 1-2190 (729 amino acids)
Source: RefSeq, a predicted model, not a curated record